AUUAUGGGAAACAAUAUUCCUAAAGAUGCUACUUUUGAAUAUCAAAUAAUUAAUAAGUCUGGCACCAUUACUAUUACAUAUGAAGAUUUAAAAGGAAACUUCACAUUUCCAAAAAUGCCAAAUAAAAAAACUGUAGUCUUAGAAGAAUUUCGUAAAUUUCUGGAUGAAAUCAUAUUGCUUCCAACAGAUAAACAUAUUAUAGAAUAAUUACCUUUAAAAAUAAAGUGGAGAUUAAUCCAUAGACAUAAUAUUGAAAAAGAGAAACUAGGUGAUUUGAUUCCGCAUUUAGAGGAAUCUGAAAAAUCUGAAAUUCAACAUUUAGUUGAUGAAUGUAUAAGUAAGCCAUCAACAGUUGCACUUUAAAAUUUGUAGAGAAGAUUAGAAGAUCCAGAAGAAGAUGAAUGGAAUUAAUUUUAUAUAUAUCGAGGGUAUUUAUAUUAUAAAUAAAAAUAGAUUAUUUAAAUUAUUAGAAGUUUUAGAAUAAUGUGAAAUAAAUGCAAGAUCAACUAAAAAUUAUAAAUUAUGUGUAGCUUUUCUAAGAUUUAUAUAUUUUAUAAAUCAAUCAGAAUUUGGAAGUGAUGAUUUAGCUUCAAUACCUGGAGCAUUUAGAAUAAUAUUUGCUAAUUUUCAUCCUGUUCAUAUUGAAAUGAGUUGUCUGGUCUUAGAAAUCUUUGCUGGAGAAAAUGGAUUAAUUUAUAAGGAUAAUGUUGAUGAUAUUUUAGAAUCCUUUGCUUAUUAUCGUAAAGACCAUUCACUAAAAUAUAGACUUGAAGUCUUUGUUAGAACUGUAUAUCAAUCAGAUAAUAUUAUGAUGGUAGUCAAUAUUUUAGGGUUCUUACGAAAUAUUUAACCUCACAUAAAAAAUGAAUUAGAAACUUCUACCAUUGCUCCUUAUAAUUUUGCAUCUAUCCUUAAACUUAUAGAAUAAAGAAUUAAUGAAUAUAGUAUUGAUGCUUGCACAUAUGAAUCUAUUUAAAAUAAGUUAAUUAAAUACUAAGGUAUUGAGCAUUACUUUAAAUAAAAAUCACCGUUUGUCAAGAAUCCUAUUUUAUUAAAUGAUUCUCAUGAAGAAUCAUCAAAAUCUGAAAAUAUUUAGAUCACUCAAUUACUUCAAGAAAAUGAAGCUUAGUUUUAUUUAGAAAAACAUGAUGAAGCUUCAUUCCAAUUAUAAUAAUAGAGUAAUUAUAUUAUUUAUUUUAGAUCUUUUAUAAAUAAUCAAAGAAAUUCGUAAUUUUGAGUAUGAUACUGAUCGUAAACCUUCUAAAAUUAUUGAAUUUUCAGAUCAAAAGUUAUUUGAUAUAGUUAAACAACAAUCUUUAUAAUUAGAUUCAUAUGGUAAAUUCUUAUCUAUUUUAAAUUUCAUGACGAAUAUAAAAGUUCGAGAUAUGUGGGAACUAAGUGAAUAAUCUCUUUAAAGAUUAUUGAUAGAUGAGGAAGAUGAUGAAAUUAUUGAAAUGCCAAAACAUGAUUAAAUUUAUGAAGAUUAUGAGAAAUCACAAUAAUAAAUAAGAGAUUUAGAGAAAUAAAUAAAAUCUAUUAUUUAAGGUUAAAAAUAAUGUUAAAUGUAAUUAACUUAAAAGGAAUAAGAUAUAAUAAAAUUAAAUGAAAAAAUAACAUAAACAAAUUAAUUAUAAUAAGAAUAUAUAAAUUAAAAUGAAAAAUUAAAUAAAGAAUUAGAAACAUAUAAAUCUUAAACAAUAAUAAAAGAUGCAUAAUUAAUAGAUUAAUAAAAAGAAAUAGAGAAACUUAAAAAUGAAAUAAAAAACCUUGAAAAAUUGAAAUAAUCUAUACCACCUUCAAAUACAUAAAUACCAAUACAAUCUCUAAAUACUCUCUCUACUGCUCCACCACCUCCAAUACCUCCUCCUCCUCCUCCACCUCCAUUUAAAUCUGUUCCAUUACCUCCACCUCCACCACCUCCUAAAAUAGCACCUCCACCUCCACCACCACCACCUCCUUCAAUUAAAUAAGGUCCUCCACCUCCACCACCUCCUCCUAAUGCUCCUCGUCCACCUGGAGGUCCCCCUCCUCCACCACCACCACCACCUAUCAAUAAUUCUAAUAAUAAAACUAAUGGUCCUCCACCACCUCCUCCUCCACCAGGAGCUCCAAAAACAUCUGGAGGAUAAGCACCUCCUCCACCUACUUUUGGAACACCUAUUCAAACAUAAAAUUAAAAUACAAAAAUUAAAUAAAAUCCUAAUGUACCUAUGAAACCUGUCUAAUGGGCUAUCAUUACACAAAAAACAUAAAUUAAAGAUACCAUUUUUGAAAAUAUUAAAGAUUUAGAUGUUAAAUUAGAUAUUGAAUUUUUAGAAAAAGAAUUCUCAAAAAAAUAAUUAGUAUAAUAAACAGAUACAAAUUCUAAAUAAUAACCUCUUUAACCUUAAAAAAUAUCACUUAUUGCGCCUGAAAGAUAAAAAAAUAUGGAAUUAGUAUUAAUGAAAUUAAAAUUACCUCCAAAUCUUAUUUAUGAAGCCUUAAUUAAAUGUGAUGAAAAAAUCCUUACAUUACCUACAUUAGAAAGUUUAGAUGUAAUUACACCAACUGAUGAUGAAAUAGGAACUGUCUAAACUUAUGAUGGAGAUAAAGAAUUAUUAGGCAAUCCUGAAAAAUAUAUAUUAAAGAUUUCUCAAUUGAAGGGAUUCUCUAUUAGAAUCAAAGCACUUAAAUUUUCAUGUCAAUAUAAUGAAUAUGUAAAUGAUUUAGAUUCUCAAAUUACAUCACUUGAUGUCUUUAAUGAUUUACUUAAUAUGGCUUGGGUUACAUAAUUAAUUGAAUACUCAUUAGCAGUUGGAAAUUAUCUUAAUGGUUAAUCUGCCAAAGGAGGAGCUUGGGGUUUCAAACUAGAUUAAAUAGAAAAAUUAACUGAUGUUAAAGGAUAAGAUAAUAAAACUAAUAUCCUUUAAUAUAUUAUUAAAUAAAUUAAAUUUAAUGAAGAAAUAGAUUUAGAUAAAUUUGAUAUUAUUCCUAAAUUACCUAUAACUCAACUUAAUAGCAAUUUAACAGAAAUUAAAAAAGGAUUAAGUAUUGUAUCCAAGGCUAUUGAAUCCAAAUCUAACGAUGAAAAUGAUAAAAUUGAAGACGCUUUGAAAAGUGUUCAAAAUAAAUUGUAAGUCAUGAUUAAAGAUUUAGAAACUAAAAUAUAAAAAUUAGACACUGAUUAUAAAAAAACAGCUAAAUAUUUAUGUGAAAAUCCAGUUGAUCCAAGUGAUAAAUUUGGAGAAAAAUUAAUUAAAUUUUUAAGAUGCAUAAAAUAAUAACGAGAUAAAAUUAGAGAUGAAGAACUUAAACAAUAGAAAUUAUUAUAAUAAUAACAAUAAAAUACUAAAAAAUAGCAAGAAUAAUAAUAAUAAAAAAAUGAUCUUAUACCCACUUCUAUGAAAAGUUCAUAAACUAAAACUUAAACAAAUAAAAUGGUUAUACGUUCCAGUAUUUUAUAAGUACAAAGACCAAGCAUGAUGGUAAAUAAUUUGAGAAAAAAAAGUUAAUUCUAAAAAUUGAUUGGUUGA
This is a messenger RNA of Paramecium sonneborni, 3512 nucleotides long. The record is from the annotation of a GenBank genome assembly. Lineage: Eukaryota; Ciliophora; Oligohymenophorea; Peniculida; Parameciidae.